This is a messenger RNA of Acanthocheilonema viteae, 1395 nucleotides long. NCBI's taxonomy places the organism in Eukaryota, Metazoa, Nematoda, Chromadorea, Rhabditida, Onchocercidae. The record is from the annotation of a GenBank genome assembly.
AUGUUAACUGAUGCAUAUUUGAAUAUUGCUGUCAUCAUGGAUUUACUCUCAGAAAGUGGUCAAAUUAUUUUUUGGAAUGGAUUAAGCAUGGUAUUACUGUUUUUCAAAUUUUGUUGUACAUCAGCAACAUUAACUGCAGUGGACUGUAUGCACCGUUAUAAUAUAUCAGAUUUAUCAUCGGAUGAUUUUUCGUAUAAAUUGGAAGAUUGCAUUUAUUAUUUAUUGGCUAGUCGUGCAAGAGCAAGAUAUGGAGAUAGCCGCUUAUUGUACAUGAAAGAACCCACGCAAAAAGAUGACAUAUUUACGAUUAUAAUCAGUCAUGUAGCUGUAAGACGUGUCGAAUUGGCUCAAAAGCUCUCAUCCCAAUUUACUAUUUAUGGUGAUUUGUACGUGUCAUGGGAAGACGAACGUUUGGAAUGGGAUGAAAAAGAAUGGCAGUUGGAUGAGUAUACAUUACAUGACACUCAUCAUAUAUGGAAGCCUAAAAUUAACGAUGAGUAUUAUUUAAGGCAGUGUAGCACAGUUCAAGGUUGUUACACAACAAUACAAGAAAUUGAUAUAUUCUCGAGCGGGAAGGUCGUAGCACUCUAUUCGUUUCGCUAUCCUGCCUUUUGUAAUGUUAACUACUACAGAUAUCCGGAAGAAGAAAAUGAUUGCUGCUUGUUCUUUUCAAUUGAUGGUUUUAAUUUCAAUCGAAGAGUGCAUUUCGAAGUGAAAACUGAUAGCAAGACAACUGUAUCGCAAAUUGUUAAAAUGGAAAGGAUACCGAACGGAUUGAUAAAUCCCACUGAUGAGCACUCUGCAUGGAUGCUAGAGCAUCGUACUGUAGCAAUAGCUAAAAUAAGUCAUUCAAAUUUCGAACUUCUUCACGUUUGUAUUCAUGCUCGAAAGCAAAUGUCAACUCUGCGCAUUGCUCUGCGUCUUCCAGUGUCCAUUACAACGAUGCUUAUGCUUGCUUCACCUCUCUUCGGACAUCUGACCACUCAGAUUUACAUCAAACUAUUCGCUUUUUUACUGCAAACUAUAUCUUUCAUUUUUCUUUGCUCCAUCGCACCAGAAAAUGACACAUUCUUUGAAAUGGUUAUUGUUUUGACAUUAAUCAGUACAAUGAUCAACAUGAUUGCAAUAGCGCUGAGUAGGGUCAAGCGUACUAUCCCUCCACGACAUAACAUUUAUCUGGCAUCUAAAGUAAUCAAUCGUCUUGUUUGCUGCAUCGAACCAGAUCCAACCGCGAGCUAUUUCCGACAUUUGAAUGAUCAUUCCCAAACAAAUUUUGAAAAUGCUCAAUCAGAUUAUACCAUCGAAUGGCGGCAUAUUUAUAUUGCUUUUAAUAAUCUUUUCUCAGCACUUGCCUUGAUUUUUUUCAUUAUUAUUGCUGUUUUUGAAAUUUUGUGA